AUGAAUCACAGUAGUAGAAGCGAUCCCUUAAUCAAGCUGCAGAAUAUGGCAAAGAAUGAAAGUCUAAGGAGACUCCACUCUAUGCAAAUGGUAAAGUCAUCCAUGGACUCCGCUUUGAGUAUGAGUCCAACCUCAAUGGGAGCAUCUCCAAACCAGGACUUUAGCAUCAAUCCUGCCGUGGAACAACUUACAGAUUGGAAGAAUCGCUUUAAUGAUAAGCUCCAACAGGUCCAAGAGGAAAUGAUUCUCUUUCUUAUUACCAAUAGAACCUCUUCUAAUGAGGAGAUGACAGCCAUGAUCAAAAACACCUUCUCCGACUUGAAAAUUUCAAUCUCAGAGCUACUAAGUACACUCACUCUUAUUUUGAAGAAGUUUUUGAAAAAGUCAAAGAAGCUUGUACAAACAGCUGAUGGGCAGUGGGAGGUCAUUGUCUUGGAUUUGAACAACCAAUUGGAACAUGUAUCCCGAGCUCGUGCAGUUGAGGAGGAGAAAAGAAAAGAGUUGGAAAAGGAAGUCAAGUUGUUGAGGCAAAAAGUAAAAUCCAUGAAAAUUGAAAUGACAAAACCAAAGGAUGAUCAGCAAUAUCAACAACUUGUAGAAAAUAUCAAAGCUAACCAAGGAACACCAAAUGUCAAUAAGACAAAAUCAUCUGUAACAACACCAAAACAAUCUUCAAGAACUCCUCGAUCGCCAAAUGCAAAGACAAGUCCUGCUACACCAAAAUCAAGCAAGCGUCAACCUGUCACACCAAAAUCUGAGGUAAAAACAGAAACAAAAGUUGAAACAGCCGAGCAGCCAAAACCUGAAGAACCUUCUGUAGUAGUCGAAACAAAGGAAGAGCCAAAAUCAUCUGCAGUGAUUGAAGAGCAAGCUCCAAGUAGCAACGAAGUUAAAGAGGACAUUUCUCAAGUCGCUACCGAAGAAAAAAGAGAACCAAUUCAGCCAAUUGAAACACCCAAGGCAGAAUCGGAGGAAGCUCAAGAAACUAAAAAGAAGAGUGAGGAAGAAAAUUCCGAUGAGGAGGAUGAAAAGGAGAGCGGCAGUAGACGUGACAGAAGGUCUGCAAGAAGAAAGAAGAAGGACGAGGAAAGUGAAGAGGAGGAAGAAGAGGAGAAGAGUUCCAGAAGAGAUAGACGUUCCCGAAGAAAGAAAGACCAAGAGGAGGAGGAUGAAGAGCAAGAAGAAAAAGAAGAAAGAUCAAGCAGAAGAUCUUCACGACGAGAAGGAAGAAAGAAAAAGGAUGACGAAGAGGAAGAGGAAGAAGAGGAAGAAAAAUCCGAAAGGAAGAGCUCAAGGCGAGACAGAAUGCGUCGCAAUAGAAGAGACGAUUAA
This is a messenger RNA of Naegleria fowleri, 1332 nucleotides long. RefSeq lists its product as uncharacterized. The record is from RefSeq and is a predicted model, not a curated record. The transcript has 4 exons. Bases 1 to 1332 code for a protein of 443 amino acids. NCBI's taxonomy places the organism in Eukaryota, Heterolobosea, Eutetramitea, Acrasida, Naegleriidae.